GAGAUGCUUACAGGUAGCCUCUCCUUCGGGGUUUUCGGGAGACGUACCGGUGAGGCUCCAAUUACAACUUUUCCUGAUCCCGCACGUGUUUUAACGCGGCAUCAAAGGCGGUGUGUGCUUUAUGGAGCAGCUGCAGGAGUAUAAAUACGUUUGUCAGGACAUUCAUCAUCACUAAGAGGGGACCAGCUGACUGCAGAGAGGAGCAGUGGUAAGUCUCAGAAAGUUUUCAACUAUCGCUCUGAUUAUAUAUGAUUAUAAAUUUAUCAUCGACAGGAAACAUCUUCUUUCUCAAAGUUUAAUACUUUACCGUUUAAAAGCAAAGUGUCUACUUUUAACUUCAGAUAUUAAAAUAUGCGUUGUGUAACCAAACAUUUUAGCUGCAGUCUCUAUUUGACUUUUCUCCCCUAGUAAUAAAACAUAAACUCAUCUGAAUUAAAGCACCCUUCUGUUAAAUUCAGUGCUUUUAUUAUUCUUGAAAUUCUUGCAAUAUAAGAUAAAAAAAGGGAAAACAAAUAAAGUUUAAGUUUCACUCCAAUGUCAAAAAAUUAACUGUAAUGCUAGUCACAAAAUACAUGCAUAUGAUGUUACUAUUUACUAUUUGUGUUGUUUAUAGUGUAAAUACUUGUAUAUUAUAUCUCUAUUUGUACUUAUUCUACUUGUUUUAUCUAUUUAUCUCUUUAUUUUUUACUUAUUUUUAUAGUAUUUUGUUUUUACUUUUACUUUUACUUUUAUUUUUACUUUUUACUGUAUUUGCUCUGGAGUUACUGUGACAAAAGCUAUUUCCCCCAGGGGAUUAUUAAAGUAUUUCUGAUUCUGAUUCUGAAACACAGAUUUAUGUCAUAUUGUAACUUGCGAACUGGUGUAUUUCUUGAGACAGUAUAAUUUAUUUCUUUGUAUUGAAUUUUGCACGCCAGAUGGUUCACUCCCAGUAACUGGAGAUGCAGCAUUCUCUCGAACCAUGUUCAGUGUCUUGCUGGUUAGGUUCACUCAGGCUCAGAUUUGGACAUAAAAUGAACUCUGACACCUCAGAAACAACAUAUUUAGGGACGAGUCCACCUUUCUGGUUUGAUGCACAGUUGCAGAGGCAGCAAAAGCAUGCAUUCACACUGUUGACUUCUACGAUUUACACUUAACUCUACACCAAUAGAAACAAAAUAUGAUUAUUUAAAAUAGCACUACCAAGAGGAAGGUUUACAUUGUAAACAGAACUUUCUGUGUACAAGAAAGUCUUCUGCACUUGAAGAGUCAUAAAGCUGUCACCUAGAGGAGAUGUUUGCAGUGUUAACAAGUGUUUGUAGUAUGUUCAUAAAGUUUUCUAAAUGUCUUUACCCUGACAGAUUUGAAAAAAAUCAACCAGAUCAAGUAAACUACAUUCAAGUGAAAUAAUGGAGGAGCAGACUAACAAUGGAGCGCCAACAACUGGCUUCGUCUUGGCAGACUACAUGGUCUUUGCUGCCAUGCUGUUAGUCUCCAUGGCCAUCGGACUCUUCCAGGCCUUGAAGAAGGGGAAAAGGGAAGCCAGGGUAGAUGACUUCUUUACAGGGGGGAGAAGCCUGCCAGCAGUGCCGGUUGGGCUGUCACUCUGUGCCAGUUUUAUGUCAGCAGUCCAGGUUCUGGGUGUUCCCGCUGAAGCUUCACGCUAUGGCUUCAAAUUCCUCUACAUGUGCCUCGGACAAACCAUCAACUCUCUGCUGACAGCUUACCUCUUCCUGCCAGUUUUCUUUCGACUGGGCAUAACCAGCACCAAUCAGGUCAGAAUGAGUUUCCAGUCAUCAGAAACUGAAGCACAGUGUUAUUUAUACAGAGGGUUAGAAGAGAUUUGUAUUGUUUUAUAAGUACUGUAAUGAGAAUAACCAACCACAGUGAGAAAUAUGAGGUCUGGGUUUACAGCCAUAAUCUUGAAACGCACCUGUGGGUCAUGAAAUAUGUUGAAAGGUGAGGAGGGAUGUCUUAUAACUCCGGCUGUCUUCCUGUCACAGUACCUGAAGAUGAGAUUUGGCAGAGGCAUGCAGCUGCUGGGGAGCAUCCAGUUCAUUGUUGCGACGGUAAGACAGGUGUCGUCUGAUACUCUGCACAGUUAAAAACAACACAUUUUUAGACUUGAAUGUCACAUAUCACGUCUUUUCACAAAAUUACACCACUCUAGGCUCAAACUCGGGGAGGUCUAAAGCUCGUGCAUUCGGGGUUUACUAAGGCAAACACUCAUAUUUGCACAAACUUACUAAACUGUCUGACCUUAAUCCAAUGAUUGUUGUUGUGUCUGCUGAUUUCUUUGUUUGUAUUUCCUUCCUCUCAGCUGCUCUACACAGGAAUUGUCAUCUAUGCACCUGCCUUGAUUGUCAACCAAGGUAGGAGAGAUCACCUGACAAAAAGAUGAUAUUCAUUCUCCCUUUUCAACUAUUUAUAAUUAUCAAGCAAUGGUUAAACGCCCCCAAGAAUCUGACCAGAUAUAGAGAAACAACAUGAAGGUGCAGUCAGUUUAAGUUAAACUAGGAGGACACGUAGCUAAUUGAAAAAUUAAAGCACAGCAGAGAGGAAACAGAGUAAAACGAGUAAAGCAAUAAAAGAAAAAAUUAAGUAAUAAGAGAUAAAGGACAGCACACAAACUAAAGCAAUAAAAGAGUUGAAGGCGUUUUAACCUGAUGUAAUAAAAUCGUAGCAGCACCUGUCAAGAAGUGUCUGAGUGGUCGCUGGUUUGGUGUGCUGGUCCCUCACUCGUAUGCAACUAUACUUUCUUUUUGUACUGACAGCAUGUGCAGUUAGGUAAAUAAUGUGCUGCUAAAAUAGAAAUCAGACAGGGUGAGGCAGGACCCUGAUAAAAAGCAUGUAAUCAUGGAUGUGUUCACAUCAUAUUGCAGAUGCACAGAAAAUCACAGAUGCACAGGUUGCAUAUCUCUUAAGGGAUCAGCACAUCAGUCCAGUGACCAUCACAUGUAGCUGGAACUCUGGCCUCUGUACUCGUACUCAUACAAGCCAGGCCACAUUUUUUAAUCCUUCUGUUAUUCCGAUAAUACUUCCUAAGUAAACUUUAAGGAAAAUGUUUGCACUGACCAAACUUGUUGAUAUAAAAAGAAGACGAUCAUUUACUUUAUGAAAGUAAUAGAAGAAUUCCCCUUGACACCUCCUCGGGUGUGAGUAGGUUUUACAAGUGCGCAGAAGGACCGAACACAAACAAAGCAAAGAUGACAAAUAAUGAUACGUAAACCAUGUCACAUCAGGAUAUUUAUGUUCCCAACUUUGAACACUGUCACAUGUUAAACUUGUGUAUCAAAGCAAGGCAUGAUGGAUCCACGUGCAGAGUUUUGUUAGGUGUGCUGAAAUAAAUUGUCAACACAAACUCCUCUAUGUAUACCAGCAGUAUUAAUCAUCCUUCUCUGAGAUGGUUGGAAACAGAAAUAAAAACAUCACACCCUUCCCUGUGAUUUCUACCCGAAAGGCUAGAAACAAUAUACUCAAUUCUUCCAGGUUUUUUAAAGUAAUAUUCAUGUAUAUAUUUUUUUAAUCAUUUGAAAAUGUUCAAGAACUGCUGGUAGCUGCAGUUUCUGUUUCAUAAAACUGUGUUUCCAAACUUUAUACUUAAGUUAAGCUGCUUUGCAAACAGCCACGCCAGAGCAAAGUUCAGCCUCAUUACUGCUUCCAUUAGUGAUAAGCAUAUAUAAUAAUCUAGGUUUACAUAACCAACUGCUGCAGAGAAGACAGAGCUUUGCAUUUGCUUAACUACACAAGUCUCUUUCAUAAUCACACUCUGUAAGUUUGGAGUAUGUAGAUGAAACACUAAAUGACAACUCUUUUCUAUCAUUUCAGCUACUGGACUCAAUAUGUGGGCUUCCCUGUUUUCUACGGGGUUCAUUUGCACCCUUUACACAACCCUGGUGAGGACCUAUUUAUUAAACAAGCUAGGAGCACAGAAUAAGUUAUGGUUCAGAUCCAAAUGCAGUGACUUGGUCUGGACUUUCUUUUGUAGGAUACAUCCUGAAGUAAAUGAUUCAAUUUCCAGAAAGUCUCAGCUGCUCAUCUGUUGGUUUAAUUUUGUUCUCCUGUUACAGGGCGGCAUGAAAGCUGUGAUCUGGACCGACGUGUUCCAGAUUAUAGUCAUGUUUUCGGGCUUUGUGGCAAUUUACGUCCACGGGACAGUUCUGGUUGGUGGUCCUGCACUUGUACUAGAGAUUGCCAAGAAUGGAUCACGCAUUAAUUUCGAUGAGUAAGAACCCUUUUUCUGAUCUGGAUAACCACAUGUUUACUUCAUGUGUGUUAUGAGAUGUUCACACUUCAGUUUGUUUAUCUACAAUGACUCCUACGAUAUCGGGUACAUUUUGAUAGUGACGUGGUUAUCAUCAUUUUAAGCAGUUAACACAACAGCUCAUUCUUGACCUAGGACAAACAAAUCAAAACUGCAUGUCGACUUUCCAACAAGUGUUUUAGUUUUUAUCUAGAUCUGUUUAUUUUCUCUGGAAGACAAGAGAUGUUCAGUUCUAACAACCUGUUCUCAUUCCAAAGUUUUCGAACACUGAUCCUUUAAAUAACCCUUUGAGUCUCAGAAAGACGCAAAUUGUUCCUCAUAUGAUCUGCAUAAGAUACACCAAGCUUUCAUUCACCCCCAUUGAAAACAGUUUCUAUAAGGGUAGAUGCAAGUUUGAAAAAAGACCAGCGAUCUGUUAACUUUCACCAUCAAGGUGUGACACUUCUGACAUCUAACAGCACACAGAUGUAUAUAGAGAGACAUGUUUUCACUGAAUCUUAUUGGCCCUGGAUCUUGUUUUGUGAUUCUUCUGUUGAAUUUUUCUUUUUCCCACCAGUUUUGAUGUGGACCCACGUCAGCGUUACACCUUCUGGAGCCUCACUGUCGGGGGUGCAAUGGUUUGGCUUUCCAUGUACGGGGUGAACCAAGCUCAAGUCCAGCGCUAUAUCUCCUGCAGAACAGAAAGAGAUGCUCGGUGGUGAGUGAGGGCCUGUGUGCCAUUUAAAAAAAUAUCCUGUUCUUGAAGAUGCGCCUGCAAGGUGGUUUUUGAUUCAUCCGAACACCCAAGCAAUCAGGACUUCAGGAGCUCGAUCAGCACACCAAAACACCAACCAAUCAAACAUGCACAGCCCAGUUCUCUUGACUUGUUUGAUGGUGGAAACCAUAGCCAAUUUUUCUGUAUUUCUAGAGUAGAUACGACAAACUGCUUCCAGCCAAGACUUUUCUUCUCCCUUCAUUUCAUUGUUUGAUUUAUUGGCUUCUGCGGUCGGUACAUACCCUGGAGUGUUGCCUGUUGACCUGUUUCUAGUGAGUUUUAGUUUAACUGGGGAUCGUAAAAUAUGAAGAAGCUACACUUUGGUUUAUUUCAAUGGUUUGAUUUCAAAAAGAUGAACCAGAUUUGUUUGUGAUUUGUUUGCAGUUUGCAGGUCUUGACUUUGCCACAGUAACAUCAUGAUUCAGUAUUGAAAAGAGUAAAUUUACAAGCUUUGCCACAUAAGAUAUCAGUGUGUAUUUAAUUCUAGUUGUGAAUCCAGGGCACUACUCUGGCAAAGAUAUCCACUAACAGGAAUUAUUGAUCUAAAAACACCAACCAAUCAAACAUGCACAGCCCAGUUCUCUUGACUUGUUUGAUGGUGGAAACCAUAGCCAAUUUUUCUGUAUUUCCAGAGUAGAUACAACAAACUGCUUCCAGCCAAGACUUUUCUUCUCCCUUCAUUUCAUUGUUUGAUUUAUUGGCUACUGUGGUCGGUACAUACCCUGGAGCGUUGCCUGUUGACCUGUUUCUAGUGAGUUUUAGUUUUACUGGGGAUCGUAAAAUAUGAAGAAGCUACACUUUGGUUUACUUCAAUGGUUUGAUUCCAAAAAGAUGAACCAGAUUUGCUUGUGAUUUGUUUGCAGUUUGCAGGUCUUGACUUUGCCAAAGGAACAUCAUGAUUCAGUAUUGAAAAGAGUAAAUUUACAAGCUUUGCCACUUCAGAUAUCAGUGUGUAUUUAAUUCUAGUUGUGAAUCCAGGGCACUACUCUGGCAAAGAUAUCCAUUAACAGGAAUUAUCGAUCUAAAAAAAUUCACUUUGUUUUUAGCUUUGUCUUAAUGACUUUCCCCUCCUGCUAUUUAUCUGUUCUUGUAUUAAGGAUGUGCCAUCCCGGUCAAUACUAUUACAUAAGUUCUCACUUAACACCGAACCUCUCCAAGUACUAAUUAGCAAAUGUCAACAUGCUAACAAGCCAAGAUCAGGUCAACAUAUCCAUGAUUUAUGGCCAUGUGACACCCUGUAAAUAAUAACUUUGCUCCCUCUCUUUGCUCUCCCAACGCACGGGUCAGUAUUUACCCUGCAUAUAAAAGUUGUUUGUUAUAGGAAAACAAACACCUCGUGGUCAUUUGCCUUGGUCAAGCAGAAAUCAAGUCAAGUCGUGGAUCUUACUCGAUAUUUUCCUCGUUGGGCAGUUCAGACUUUCCCCUCCUGCUAUUUAUCUGUUCUUGUAUUAAGGAUGUGCCAUCCCGGUCAAUACUAUUACAUAAGUUCUCACUUAACACCGAACCUCUCCAAGUACUAAUUAGCAAAUGUCAACAUGCUAACAAGCCAAGAUCAGGUCAACAUGUCCAUGAUUUAUGGCCAUGUGACACCCUGUAAAUAAUAACUUUGCUUCCUCUCUUUGCUCUCCCAACGCACGGGUCAGUAUUUACCCUGCAUAUAAAAGUUGUUUGUUAUAGGAAAACAAACACCUCGUGGUCAUUUGCCUUGGUCAAGCAGAAAUCAAGUCAAGUCGUGGAUCUUACUCGAUAUUUUCCUCGUUGGGCAGUUUAGACGUCACUUUCUGGAUAAGCGUUGAUGUUUUAUUUAUGUUUUCCUUUUUUUCACAGUGUCAUGAGAUGACCCUGUAAGAUUUUUAUAUCACCGCUCACAGACUGCGCUGUUGUGAUUGCAGGGCGUUGUUUGUGAACCAAGUGGGCCUGUGCCUCAUUGUGAGCAGCGCAGGAACGUGCGGCAUCGUCAUGUUCGCAUACUACAUCAACUGUGAUCCGCUGGAGUCCGGGAAGAUUUCUGCCCCUGAUCUGGUACAAAACACCAACAAAAUAAUAAUAAAAAUAAGGAUCCGUGACUGGGACCAAGAACUUUUGGCAAAAACCUGCAUAAGAUUGUUUUAUUAAUUUAUUUAUUUUACAAAUGCUUCAUCAAUCCAUCAUCAGUUAAUUGAGGUUAAAAAAAUUUGACUGGUUAGAUAACAGAUCACCCUGCACCGUAAAUGUUUACUCAGACUGUUCACUGCAGAGAUGCUAAGGUCACACUCUAAGGUCAACUGACAGUGUGUUUUAAUCAUUGUUGGUUGGAUAAUUAGCUCCUCAUUAUUGUGAUUAAAGACUUUUGGAGUCUAGUUAUUUCAAAGUAGUUUGAUCUCUUUCUUUUAGUGAAAUUUAUAAAAUAAUAAAUCCCUUUUCUUUUCUCCCUCCUUUCUUUUGUCAUGAAGUAUAUGCCGUACUUCGUGUUGGAUAUAUUCCAGAAUUAUCCAGGCUUUCCAGGACUUUUCCUUGCCUGUGCAUACAGCGGGACCCUGAGGUAUUUCAAUUUUAGCUUUUCUCUUGAUUUAAGUUGUGACCACUUUGUCUUCAGGCUGUGGAUACUUUUAAGAUACUUUUAGUGUUAAAGUUUUUUUAAGCUCAUGUCCGAAGGCAGGCCCUUUGGCACAUUUCAAAGGACAAUGGGUUGCACCAUAUUUAUCUUCCUAAACCUGUUUUGGUUUCUGCUAUUUAGAAGCAAAGAUUGGAUUGAAAUCAAUUUAAACACUGCCUGUUCACAACAGAUAUUAUCCCGACACUUUACAAAAAGGGCUACACCGUUGUCUUUAUUUGAAUUAUUUACAUAAUUUACAUCAAAUAAAUAAGAUCCAGCCUCAUCCUGUCUGAAGAUUUAAUCAUCUUAUUUUUUUAUCCACCAUACACAGAGCACUUUGCAGCCUUUAGCAAGUCACUGUGGCAUGGGAAAAACUCAUGCAACUUAUACAGACUUAAAGUUAGAGUGCCAAUAAUAAUGGUAAAAGUAUGUGUACUAUUUGCAGGAACAGUAAAUCAGUGAUGAUAGACCAAUGCUAAUUUAAUGGGUGGGAAUGACAGUAUCAGUUAAAGCAGUUGAAGUUGUUCUGCUCUAAAAUUAAUGCCAGUAUUACAACAGUGAUAAUGGUCAGGCUUAAUAAUCAGGUAAGGAGGCUCUAUAAGCUCUUCAGGAUGAGAUGGUACCUGGCAGUUCAGAACUCUGUUGGUCAGAAAAAAGGAUUUUAAAUUCUAGUCUAGAUUUUGUGGUGAAGAGAAGCUAAUGCAGGACAGCUCUCUUUUCCUAAAUCUAGUCUCUUCACUUUAAUGAAGGAAUAAAUAAGAAUCCAAACUGAAGCACUGAGUUGUCCUGUCUUCACUAUCACCACACAACUGAUCAGACAAACUUAAGUUGGGUUUCUUAUUUCUUACAGUACAGUCUCUACAAGUAUCAAUGCGAUGGCUGCAGUAACAAUGGAGGACCUGCUGCAUCAUCGCCUCGUCAAUGUCAGCCAGAAGAGACAGAUCCUCCUUUCUAAAGCACUCUGUAAGUUGAUCUUCUCGGACCACAUUUCUCUCUAGAACAAUCUUUAAAUUUUUGUCAUCAUUCAAGUAACCGUGGAUAUCUCCUCUGUCUAAGCGUUCCUGUAUGGAGUUGGCUGUAUCACCAUAGCUGCUCUCUCUUCUUUUCUGGACUGGGGAGUACUUCAGGUAUGACACCUUACUCAAUAAACACUAUAUAUGAUGUAAUAUUGAAUUUAUUGUGGAAACUCUACCUUUUUUUCAGCAUUUAUGGAGCUUUAACAGGAUAAAAUGUAACCCUAAAUGUAGCUUAUUAAGCAAUCAGUUAUUCAUGAUGUCUAAUGAAAUGUGUGUUUACAACAUUUUAUUAUCGAUUAAAAUUUGGUAGGGGUCUGACCAACAUUCAUGAUAACUUUUUCACACUGAAGACAAAACCUAACUGCACCUCUUUCAAGGUUUACAUGUGAUUUUUCUAAAACUGUCUAUCUCUUCUUCUCAGGGAUCAUUCACUGUCAUGGGUGUGGUCAGCGGUCCUUUACUGGGCGUAUUCAUUUUGGGGAUGUUUAUCCCAGCAGCAAACAAGAUUGUGAGUGCUUUGGUUUUGCUUUAUGGUUGAUUUUCUUGAACUAACGUACAGAAGUGAUCUUAAAUCCUAAAUGUUAAAAAAAAAGUUGGAUUUUAGUUGAGAGAUGACAUGUUUUGAAAAUUUUCUAGGAUCUUGUAGAGUAAAACCACAACAGAAUCUUAGGAAACACAUGUAUUGCUGUUUUGUUCGUCUGGACAUUUCAGUCUUUUUGGUAGCUGUUUUUCCUCCAGAAACAGAAAUAUUAAACUCAAUCAAGCAAUGACUUUAGAUAAGUCACUUGUCUUCCCCAAUUUAAAGCUGUGUUUGAUCUUCCAGGGAGCGUUCUCGGGAAUAAUAGCAGGCUUCUGUGUCUCUCUGUGGCUGGCGAUCGGUUCGACUCUUUACCCUCCCAGUGCACAGACCAUGGGUGUGCUGCCCAGUUCUGCAGGAGAAUGUGGAGCCAACAGCACCACAGUGAUCAGCGUCCCUGACCAGCACUCCAUCUUAACCCCGCUUCACCCCAACGACCUGGGGUCAGUAUGACAAGAGCGUCUUUUCUGCGUGGUCUUCAUUGCAUAUGACAACACAUAACACGAUUGUGGUAUUUUAUGACAUAGAUUAAAUUUAGCAUAGGUUUUUUGCAAAUUCAGAAUAGUUGUUGUUCAAAAUGUAAAAAGGUGUUUUGAGUUAACUCAUCUGACGUCCAAUCCAUGCUACUAUCAACAGGCAAUGAUCAGUCUUGUUGCUGAUGGUCUUAUUUACUUUCAUUGGUCUUUAAAAUACAUAACUAUUUCAUAACCUGUGAAAAAGUCCUUACGGAGGUUUCUAGCAUUAAAAAUAAGGCAUGCUACAACAUGGAAAACAUGGAAAGUUUGUUUAUUAACCAUCUCUUUCAAAAACAGGGGCCUGCAGAACUUUUACUCCAUGUCCUACCUCUACUUUGGUGCAAUGGCUACUAGUUCGGUGGUGAUUGUCGGGGUGAUUGUGAGCUAUUUGACAGGUAAGAAGGGGAGAGUGCUUACACUUAGUGAAACAUUAUCCACAACUACUGAGUACAUUUUCAGAAAAAACUACAGCCAGGUGCCAAAAGUUUGUAUGUUUAACCUCACACCCAAAAACAUUUCACCUUACCAUGCCGUAAAAACAUAUAAAGUUCUGUUUUUUUAUUGUACUUGAGUUUUUACCAAGAAAUCUGAUUGGACAGGGGAUAUUUUAUGAGUGCUGACAAAGAGAUUUAUACAUCUAGUAAUUUUUAACUCUUUGUAUUACUUCACCUUGGCGAGAUGUUCUGAUACAUUUGACCCACAGUCAGGCAGACUGUUUGUCUAGACUGCACAGGCUGGUACCUCAGAAUCCCCACUGUGAGACCCCUACUACUUUAAUUGAAAACAUACAGAUGAGUCAGAGUUAGAGAAGGAUGCUGGAGACAUACUGUUUUACUUAACCUGUUCCUUACCUCUUUAGAGCAGAUGGUAAUGUGAAUACAAAUCAUGACAGGGUGAGUGGCACCCUGAUGCAAAGCCACCCAUUCACUAUGCAUAAUCCUGUUAACAUGAAAUCCUGAUUUCCGGAUCAUUUUAAUGCUUUAAAUCUGAUUUAUUAACACAGAUGUAAAGUUAAUCCCUCUAAUGCUUCUGUGAUGUCUUUUUCCACACAGGACCGACAAAAAGGACUCAUAUCAGAGAGGGUUUGUUAUGGUGGGAUCUGAGCAAAAAGCACAUGGAGGUCUCUUUAGAGGACAGAGUAAGUGCUGCAUCAAAAGUUUAUUACAACUGGCUUCAUCUUAUCACACACAGUAGACAAUCAUGUAAGAAGGAGAUCAAGAUUAGAGGCUCUAGUUCGUGUCAGGUAUUGUUGUGUGGCUUUAUAUUUAAUUUUAAACAGUGCAAAAUCGCCUAUUUUAACAGUUGGAGUGUAAACUGGAGAGUCUUUAACCAUUUUUUGUGUGUAUAAUAUCUAAUACAGAUUUUGAAAUAGUUAAUAUUAUGUGUUGGUUGAUUAUUUUCUUAAGGCUGGAAAAGUGUCGGUGAGGUCUGCCUGCUGUUUGCGCAGUGCAUGCUGGGAUGCUCCGCAGCCACCUGUGCACUUGAAUGGCAAUAAUAACCUGGUACAUUGAUUCAUUGGUGUAUCCUUAUCUUUUUAUUAAGAACAUUUAUUAAAAAGUUUGAAUGAAUCAUUGAAACCUCUGUCUUUGGUUCUGUUGCAGGGGGACAGCCUGCGAGAUAAACCUCAGCGCAUGCCUCUGAAGGGCCUGAAUCAAGAAGACGGAGAUGAAAAUGAAGGAAACAACAGAUGCUGAAAAUACAAACUCACCCCUCUAAGAUGAGGUGCUGGAAAGAUAAAAGUUUAGUUUUUUUUAAUCCUGAAAACUGUUGCAGAAUAGCAGCAGUGUGAACUCUCUGGCAGCAGGAAGUGUUUUUCUUAUACCUGUCUUUCUUCGAUUCACCUGAACUCUAAAUUCCAAAAACGUCCUCAUCUAUUUGGAGGUCAAAUUCUACCUCUUGGUGAAAGUAAACCUUUUCUUUAAAAAUGAUCUUUUCAAGCACAUUAUGAUAACGAAGAGAACUAUGUUAGCUAAUGUACUGACUUGAAUGUAAUGUUUUUAGCUGUUAUUUAACUUUCUUUGCUAUUGAAUGGCUCUUUUUUUUAGGACAGUCACUUUGGGAUGACCUAUAUCUGCGACAAACACGCCUGAAUUCCAACCGUGCUCAAUAGAUAUAGGGAAGGCUGUCUGAUGAAAACAGCGUUAGCAGUAACUGAUCUCUAGUUCCUUGUUCUUCACUUUGUUAAAUGUUUUUAAUCAUCAAACUUCCUCUCAAGUGGAUAGUAAAGGCAGUGUCUUUGUUUUAAAAUGAUAGGAUAGGAUAGGUGCUUGUGGGAUUCCCGAUGAGUAAAUGUUACAUGUUCUUGUGGCUUCCCACUUAAACGAAUUGUGACAAACACUCUAAAGCUAAUGGGAGCCCUUUAAACCAGAUUCAAUAAGUCCAGGUAGCUCAGUCCACACACCUGUUAUAUGUUAUAUGUAAAUAUAUGGUAUCCUUUUGGUUAAUAUAUCAUUAAAAGUGUGUUAUAUUGCAAGUACUUUAUAUUAAUAUAAAAAAAUGUUUCUCCAAGGUAAACUCUUAAUAUUUUUGUAGCAAUGUAUGUCUGUUGUAAUGGUGUUAUGAAGAAGAUGAAUAAAGUUUAUUAUCCACAUUAAAGGUUUUUAUGUCUGUGA
This is a messenger RNA of Xyrichtys novacula (pearly razorfish), 12289 nucleotides long. The record is from the annotation of a GenBank genome assembly. NCBI's taxonomy places the organism in Eukaryota, Metazoa, Chordata, Actinopteri, Labriformes, Labridae.